CAAACAAUGCCCUGCCUGACUGCCUGCAAGCACAUACGCCGCCACAAAGCCACGCAUCAGUUUUUCACACACACACGCAGCAAGUUCCCUGCCCUCAAACUCGCCUCGUUUGCUUGCUUGCUCGUUUGCUGCUAGGUAGGUGUGUGUGGUGGUGCGUGUGGCACGUCAUCCUCAUCACACAGCCAGCAGAACGCACGCUUGCUGCUGUCGCUACCAUUGCACAGGCAACACGAGUCAAGAAGCAGAAGGAGCUCUGUGCCUUUGUUUCUUGCUUUGAAGGCUGACAGCCGAGCCGCAUAGAUAACGCGCGCCGGCAUCUGUUCCUAUCUGGAACAUACCCUUCAUGGCGCAGCCUCAUCCCCAACAAACACGUUCCACCAUGCGGGCAGCUGUGCUGCUCCUGUGCAUCGUCACGACGGCCUUUGUCGCUCUCUCACGUGGCGUGGCAGCGCAGGACGUGCCGUUCCAGGCGAAUGCAACGCUGAGCCUGCCGUUGCUGAAUGCAGACUUUGAGAUGCCGGCGCUGCUGUCUGGUGGCGACUCGGGCCCAAGCAACGACGUCCCAAACUGGGAGGCAACGCCCUCGGACGAUCUCUCCAGCGCCUUUGUCGCCCGGCCCGCGCGUGGCCAGUAUGCGCCGUUGGACCCGCUGCCCAUGCCUGCAAGCAACCGCCAAGUGCUGCGCAUGGGCGGCACCGUCAGCGUGGAACAGAUUGUGUCCCCGGCCCAGCUGCGUGCCGCCCUCACAGACACCACGUCGUGCGCGCUGGCGUGCAUUGACCACAUCACCAUCUCCUUUGCCUUUGGCCUCCCCGAUGGUGGCGUUGGCAGCCAGGCACCAGGCACCGUGCGCUUGCUUGUUGGCUCGUCCCUGCAGACGCUCAUCAACACCAACAUCAACGCCGCCCCUGCGCCGGGUACCUUCUCCCUGGUCACGGUGGAGGCGGACGUGGACGGCGCCACCCUCGCCACCAUGCUGACGCAGGGGCUUGUGCUGGGCGUGUCUGCGCUCGGCCGCACCGGUGACGGCUUUGACAUUGACGCCAUAUCGCUCGUUGGCCGCCGCUGCGACGUGGCCGCUCCCAUCUCCUCCCUGGGCAAUGCAGACUUUAGCUCGCCGGACAUCGCUUCCGGCCAGGCCACGCCCCCCUAUUUCCCAAGCAACUGGACGCUGGGCGCAUUUCCCGGCUCGUCGCAGCAGCCCACACUCAGAGCCGCCGUGACCAGCAUCCCAUCGUCGCUCGCUGCAAACGGUUUGCUGUCGCCGCCGCAGUGGCUUCGGCUGGAAAACACGGGCUCUCUCGCCCAGAACGCGUCCCUCUCCUCCCCGGACGCCCGCCUGUACGUCAACUCCGCACGCGGCACCGUCUUCGUUGCGCUUGGCGUGGUGGUGACCGAGGAGAGUUCGGUCGCGUUCCCGGACACAUUUGAUGUGGACGUGUUGGCUGCCGCUGAUGGCGCUGUUGUUGCGUCCACCAGCAUUGUUGCAUCUCGCGACCUGACGGCAGAUACGCCCACGUGCAUCCCCGUUGUUGGGGCGCUUGACCUGUCACAGCAGAGCACGCGGGAGGCGUUGCUUGGCAGCGGGCUCACGGUCCGCUUUGCAUCUGAUGGACAGAAGACACGCGCCAAUGUCGACCGCGUUCGUCUCUUCCUCUCCGCUCCGGGCCUCACGCAAGACGACAUCACAACAACAACAACAACAACAACAACUACAACAACAACAACUACAACAACAACAACAACUACAACAACUACAACUUCAACAAGCACUACAACAACAACUACGACAACAACAACAACAACGACAACAACAACUACGACAACAACAACUACAACCACAACUUCAACAAGCACUUCGACGACGGCUGAUUUCGCGGUGCCCGAGGACUAUGACACAUACUUCACGGAGCUGCCCUCCAAUGCCACGCUGCUGUUCACGCCGAGCGAGGUGUUGCAAGACACCCGGUCCUCCUCAAGCCGCUGCUUCCAGCUGUGCACGCUGAGCCAGUCGUGCCUUGGCGUUGUGUUGUCUAGUCCACGUGACGGCGGUGCGACGUGGCGGUGUGUGCUGCUGUCGGGCUUCGACCAAGACACGUUUGCGGACAACUCAGACCCCAACCGCCACUCGCUCACCCGCAAUGUCAUGACCACCACCAUCACCGUCGGAACGCCCCCAGCAGCUUCCACAACAACUUCAACGACGACCACGACAAUGACAACGACAACGACCAGCACGAGCACGACUGAGCUUGGGCCGCUCGAGUUUUCGCCGCGUGUGAUGGAGUACUAUGACCUGGUGUAUGUUGGUGCCGUUCCCGGCAACGAGGGCAACGUGUCUGAGUUUUCUGCCGUUGACGAAGUGGGCGGUGUUGUGGACACGGUGGAGACAGACGACCCAGACACGUGCUUUGCGCUCUGCUCGCUGCAGGCCGCGUGUGUCGGCGUGUAUGUCCGCGCCACGGCAGCAGACAACAUCACCUGUGCGCUGAUGCGGUUCCUGGGCACGGAGCAGGUCACCACCCGCUACUCGUACUCCUUUGAGAAGCGCCCGACAACCACGCAGUCGUCCACCACCUCCACCCCGCCGCCAUCCUUCACCCUCUCCCCGGAGCUGCAGGCCAAGUACACGGUGGUGUAUGAGGGCCACGUUGCAGGCAACACGGGGCCCUUCUUCGAGUUUUCCACGGCAUACGACGCGGCGGCGCUGUUGGAUGUGGAGCGCGCCAUCACCCCUGACCUGUGCCUGCUGCGCUGUGAGAACGUGGAUGCGUGUCUGGGCGCGUAUGCGUACGUUCGCAACGACGCGUGGCGGUGUCGGUUGCUGAGCAACCUCGGCGUGUCUGCUGCCUCUGCCGUCGCCUCGUACAGCUACAGCCGGAACAACCCGCCAAACGCCACAACAACCGCAGCACCGUCAAGCACAGCAGCUGCGACCAGCAGCACCACCACAGCAGGAGGGACACCGCAACCAUCGCCCGUGGCAACAACGCCAGAGCCAGCAACAACAACGACGGUGCUCAUCACAGGCACACCCAUGCCGUCUCCAACACUCAUCACCUCCACGUCGCUCCUGCCGACAUCCACGAGCACCACGACGCAACUGCCUUUAUCGUCAUCAUCAUCGACUACCACAGCCACGACGACAACAAGCACAAGCACAACAACUACUUCAACAGCAACGCUUGUGGUUCCCGCUGGGUUUGCGCGUGCGUUUGCGCAGUUGAACGAGACGGACACAUUCGCCUACAAACCAGAGCACGUGCGGCGGCGUGUUCGCUUGCAGUCGUCGUCUUGCUUCAACCUGUGUCUUUCCGAUGCGUCGUGCAUGGGCCUCGUGUUGCAGGAGCCUGGCUCUGACCAGUGGGACUGCGUGUUCUUGUCGGACUUUGACGGAAUUGUGCCGGCCACCAUGCCCUCGCAGUACUCGUUCAUGCGCCUGCCAUCCACCGCAAGCACCACCACCACCACGACCACCACCACCACAACCACAACGACGACCACGACCACAACCACGACGACGACAACAACACCACCACCAAUUGUGGUGCCAGAGUCGUUUACCGAGCUCGGCGGCGACGAGGUGUUCACAUAUGCGCCAAAGCACGUGCUGCGAUCGUCUCGCACAUCCGCGCAGACGUGCUUCAACCUGUGCCAGCUCUCGUCCACGUGCCUUGCGCUCAUCCUUGACGCCCCCGGGCGUGGGGCGUGGGCGUGCACGCUGCUGUCCGACGUCACUGGGGUGGAGGACAACACGGACCCGAACCGCCACAGCUACAUGCGCAACAUUGCCACCACCACCAUCGUCCCAGAGACGGUCACGGAGACAACGACCACGACGACCACCACCACCACGACCACAGCUUCCCAGAACAUCACGACCACCAGCACCACGACGUUGAGUACGACGACAAUCACGACCACAUCGUCUUCAUCGUCAACGUCGUUCUCUGGCGGUGGUUCUGGCACCAGCACCAGCACUUCCACAACCACGACCACGACGACGACGACGACGACGACGACGACGACGACGACGACGACGACGACGACAACGACGACGACGACCACUUCGACGUUGCCACCGAUUGCGGUUCCAGACACGUUCACGGAAGUGAACAUCACGCUGACGCUGACGUAUGCACCGAACCACGUGCUGUCGUCGUUCCGCCAGUCGUCAGACAUGUGCUUUGCAUUGUGCAAGCUGUCACCCACGUGUUUUGGAUUGAUCCUGGACAGGCCGGGCAACAACACGUGGCAGUGCACGCUGCUGUCGUCAUUCACGGGCACGACAGCAAACAGCGACCCAGACCGCCACAGUUACACGCGGAACCUCGUCACAUCCACCGUCACCCCGGCCACGACCACCACGACAACCACCACGGUGUCUAGUUCUGGCGAGACUUCGACCAGCACCACAACAACGACAACGACUACCACGACAACCACAACCACGACAACCACAACGACAACGACGACGACACUGACAAACGUCACAAUGACGACGACAACGACAACAACAACAACAACCACGGAGUCAAGUUCUGGUGAGACAUCGACCAGCACCACAACAACGACGACAACGAGUUUGAACGAGACGUCCACCUCAUCUCCUUCCACAACAACGACGACCAUCUCCACCACCGGCACGCGCAACACCACGACCACGACCACGAGCACGUCGACCACAACUGUCGCUACAAACACCACCACAGCCACCGCAACAACAACAGCACCGCCUGUCACGGAGACAUCCACUGGAAGCAUUUCUCUCACGACCACAUCGACCUCGCAGAUUGGGUCGUUCACGUUCUUCAUCGCCGCUGACUUUGACGCGCUUGCAGGCAACGACCGGCGCCGCACACGCUUGGAGAUGUCUCUUCGCGAAUCAUUGGGGCAGCAGGGCAUCGACACGUCAAGUCUGACGUUUUCGUUUGCGCCCGGGUCUGUUGCUGUGACCGUCACGGGACCCUCGGCGGAUGUUGUUGCCGUUCGUGAUGCAACCAUGGCGUCCAACCUUAUGCUCACGCACAACGGCGAAACCUACGCCCUCCUCUCAAGUGCACCACCCACGACCACCCCGCCGCCACAGCAGGCGUCAUCAUCGGAUGACACGGGCGCCAUUGUGGCCGGGGUUGUCGUUGGCGUCGUUGUUGUCGGGUUGCUGCUCACCGUCGCUGUCAUGCGGCACAAGCAGCACACGAAAGGCACAUAUGUUGUUGACGAGGACCAAUUGCCGCCAGAGGAAGUGGUGUCGCCGACCGAGUUUGCCUACGACGACUUCCAAGCCCUGUAUCCGACGGAGGGCUCCAGCACAUCGCUGCUGCAGUCAGAUGCUGAGCGCACGUACUCGUUCCGCGAGCCACCGUCAUCCGCGACCGAGACGAAAUCGCUGGACCCGUCACUGGCGUCGCUGGUGAUGAGUGACCCGGGCAACAUGCACCUCGCCCCGCCGGCCCCACGCAUGCGCAUGCACAACACGACGCAGGCGGACAAGAAGCAACAUCAGCAGCAGCAGCAACAACAAGGACAACAACAAGGGCAACAGCAACAACAGCAUCAAGGGCACCCGCCCAUCUCGCAGGAGCACUUGCAGGCGCCUGACGGGAACUUGCUCGAGCACGACACGAGCCGGUCGAGCACAGCGACGGUGCGCAACUCUGUUGUGGAGUUGGAUAUGGACACGCCAGAGAGUCACACCAGCGCGGGUGGGGCGCACCACAUGGACAUCAGCACCCCAUACAGGGCGCCCGGUGGCGGCAGAGAGUACGGUGAUCACGGUGCUGGCGAUGUGUCACCGUACCCCUCGCCAACACCCCCGCUACCGCCGACGUCAACAGCGGCAACGGCGCAUGCGGGAGGACCAGCGGUGCGGACGGACAACCGGCCCGCGUCGCCGCUGACACACGAGGCGAUGACGCCGCUGUUGUCGCAGUCGCAGCGGCGGCGGUUCCUCGGCGAGGGCACGACAGUUGACCUCGAUGACACGUACUACCGCCUCAACACCAACGGCAGCAAUGGCGGUGGUGCAGGUGACAACGAUGACAAUGAUGAUGAUGAUGAUGAUGAUGCGAGGAGCGGUGUUGCGGAGUCUGCAACCACGGCCAUCACGACGCUGCCGGACGUGUACACGCCACCGCGCAGCGCAGCGCAAGUGGACCCGAGCGACGGUGUUGGUGGCGGUGAUGGUGAUGGCGAACACCAACAACAACAACACCAGCAGCAGCAGCAGCAACAACAACAGCAGCGGCGCGCGCCGACGUUUUUGCUUCGCAAGGGCUCAAUUGGGGCGGAGGAGGUGUGAAGGGCGGCCUCGCAUGUUGUUGGAGAAGGGUGAGUGGGGAGGGGGGAAGAGUUGAAGUGAUGUAGAUGAUGAUGAUGUUGUGGUGGUUUUGGCGUGGUGGUGGUGUAGCUAGCCAACUGACUGCGUGCUGGUGAUGAAUGGUGUGAGGCUGUGAAGGAGACAAACAGUUUGCCGUGUACACAAUGGGUUGCGAUGAAGAGGGGAUGUGGAUGGGUGAAGAGAGGAGGAGAAGCGGAGGAAAGAGAGGAAGAGAGGAAGAGGGUGUUGUGAUGAAGUGCGUUGUUUUCCUUUCAUUUCAUUCCUGCCAUUUGUUGUUUGUCCUCUGUUCUUGCAUGCAUGCAUGCAUGACUGUUACCCACGUCGAUAACACAUUCGAUGCAC
This is a messenger RNA of Salpingoeca rosetta, 6682 nucleotides long. RefSeq lists its product as uncharacterized. The transcript is spliced from 4 exons. Gene Ontology annotation, biological process: regulation of transcription by RNA polymerase II. Lineage: Eukaryota; Choanoflagellata; Craspedida; Salpingoecidae. The coding region runs from base 344 to 6301 and encodes 1985 amino acids. The record is from RefSeq and is a predicted model, not a curated record. Gene Ontology annotation, cellular component: nucleus. Gene Ontology annotation, molecular function: transcription cis-regulatory region binding.